ACAAGAAAAAAAAGAUCCUAUUAGUAUACUAUUAAUCAUGCCAUGAUUCAGUAAAAAAAAAAACAACCAGUUCAUCCGUGCUAUAACAAACUUAUGAUACACAGCCAGUUGUAGUCAAAAAAAUGUUUAUUUUUUGGUAAGACGUUCUUGGUAGGCAUCCCAGCCUGCUUUUUUGUAACGUUGGGCUUCAACUACGGGAUCCCGGCCAGCACCAUAGAUUCCACGGCCAACGAUGAUAAUAUCGCUGCCACAAUUCACAAUAACUUCAUGAGGUGUACGGUAUUGCUGGCCCAUACCGUCGCCUUUAACAUCCAAUCCAAUACCGGGAGACAUAGUGAUAAAGUCAUGCUGAAGAUUGGGGAAACGACGGCCGGCAAUGAAGCCAAUGCAAAAGUCGCUAUGUUUUUCAGCCCAUUCUAAAGUAGUUUCUGUGUAAGAACCAGUGGCCAGACUUCCUUUAGAAGACAUUUCCGCCAAGAGAAGCAAGCCGCGACCAAGAGGUAAACCAACUUCUUUCAAACCCUGAACAAUGCCUUCUCCAGGGACAGUAUGACAAUUAGUAAUGUGAGCCCAAGAAGCAAUUUUGUAAACACCAGAAGAGUAUUGGAGCUUGACGGUGUUUCCAAUAUCGGCAAACUUACGGUCCUCAAAGAUGAAGAAUCGAUGCUUCUCGGAAAGGGCGGUCAAUUGCUGAACAAAGUCUUGAUCAAAAUCUUCAAUGACAUCGACAUGCGUCUUAAUGACACAAACAAAAGGACCAAUUUUUUCGAUGAGAGCAAGGAUGUCAGCUUUUUUUGUCAAGUCGACGGCAACAGACAAAUUCGAUUGCUUUUGCUCCAUUAAAGCAAGCAAAGCCUUUGCUAGAGGGUUACUUAACCCAUCUGCUCUUUGUGAAUAUUGGUAAUUGAGUCUAGCAUCCAUUUUUUGUGUAUCUCUACGAAAACUUGCUGUUCUUGAGGUAACUGGAAAUGCCAAAAUGAAGUAAACGUUGAAAGCAGAAAAAAAAAUAGAUUUUGGGAAAGGAGAAACUCAAGAUUUAUCGAAGGAAAAGAAAAAAAAUUACAAUAUGGAUACUCUACUGCAGUUUUGGUGUACUGAGCUGAUAUUCCUUAGUUGAACAAUAAUACCUAACGAUUGUUUGGAAGGAAACGAUUUUUUACAGAUAGUUCCAAAACAAAAUUUAUGUAUCUUUACGUUUAAAUCUACACUUCCAGAGCUCACGGAAGGAAGAUGCUGAAUUAAAGAUAGAAACCAAUUCGACAGUUCAGCAACCCAGCUUUUUCUUGAAGACAAACACUUUCUGAUUUGCCAUCAGGAAAAAGCGGAUACAAUGUUAUGCCGGGGUUCAUUUGCUUUCCGACAAAGGUGGAUGGGACACAGUCCUGUUUCGUAUCAGCAAGAACUGAAUGGAUAUGUCCUCAGUCCAAGGUCGUGCUAACUACAAAAUGAUUGAUUCAAUGAAUUUAAAAUGAUUCAUAUCUUCUUCUUGAAUUUCCUUAUCCAGUCGAAGCACGAGACUUUUGAUGUUGCUCAACACGGGUGAGUAAAUCAAUAUACGAGCCGGACGUGCUUAGACUGUUUCUUUCGCAGUAGAGAAUCAGUUGCCGCUUAGACCAAGAUUUAAGAGGAGGUGAUUUUGAGGAUGGAGAAAAGACCACCACCAGAGAUGAGACAACUAUUAUUCCUGCAAAGGUAAGUGUCAACGCUUUAGAGAUUUUCAUGGCGCAGAGUAGAAAAUCCAUAAACUAUCCAACAAUCACAAGGUAGAAACAAUUCACGAAGGAUGUGAACAAAUCUAGUUUUGUUUUAUGCUUGGAUCAACGUUUGCUUACAAAAGGACAAUGCCACAUAGAGAAGUAAAACAAAAUUUAUGAAUGGGAUUAACAAGCUAUCCUAUUUGGAUCUCAAAGAACUCGUUACAUGGGAACAUAUAAAAACAAAUCCUGUAUGGGUGUGGUGUUGGUGUGCAUAGGCCAUAUAUAUAUUCUAUAAGUGUGUAUUGGAAGUGUGGAGGCAAAAUGAGGGUACAGGAACAGCUAGUCACUGCCACAAAAUAAUGUAUAUAUGAAAUGAAUAAUUUUUACAAAGGAAACAAAGAUGAAAAUAUUUUCUAAGUGCUUUGUAGUAACUCCCUUUCGCUUGGUUACAAAUGUCUUACUAUCAGCUUGUUUAGAGACUGUUGCUUUACCAUCCCACCCCAAUUGACUGUAUAUUUACAGUCGUUUUUUUUAUUAAAUAUAUCAAUUAGUUUCUUACAGUUUUAAGUUACUGACAAACAAUGUCGAAGCAUUCCAAAUUCACACAGAAUCAUAUUACCUUCCUUUACAAAAAGAUAUAUCGUACUAAGACAAUAUUCAUUCAUUACGUCUAUCCAUCAUUAAUAUCAUGAUACAGUCGGUCAAAUGCAUCGACGAAAAAAAAGGCAUUUUAGAGCGCUUUUGAAUGCGUCUUCAGCUACUGUUUUGUCAAGUUCGAUUCUCUCCUCAGAAUUUAAAGAGACUUGAGGACGUUGUCGGCAGAACUAACGUUAACGUCAGUGACUUCGUUUUCAACAAAAGCCUUGGUGACCUUGCCGUCCUCGACAAUAGCGGCAUAACGCUUAGAGCGGAGAGGACCUAAAAGACCGCUGGCGUCAAAGGUGGCGUCGAAGCCCUUGGUGAAUUGACCAUUCCAGUCGGCAAGGAAGUGGACCUUGCUUUGUUCACCGCCUUCCAAGGCCUUUUUCCAGGCAGCAGUGCAGAAGACAUCGUUGACAGCAAUAACGUAGAUACCAGCUACACCCUUAGCUUCGAAACCCUUCUCGUUGGCAACAUAGCCAGGGACAUGAGAGGAGCAGGGAGGAGUGAAAGCACCAGGGACACCAACAACAACGAUCUUGCCUUGAGUGGGCAAGUCGACGUUUUGGUUAGGCUUGUCUUCCCAGAGGGUGACUUUAGGCAAAGGCAUUCCAACAGCGACCAUGGUUAAUAAACUAUGUUAGAUAGAUAAAACAAGCUUGUUCUUGUUGAAGUUGAGAUACCUGUGCCAUAUCGCCCAUUUUUAUAUGAAAAUGACACACUUGGUGGAUUUUCUUUGCGUUUCUUUUGGUGACGUAAAGCAACAUCAAUGAAUGGGUUGGGAAUAUCCCGUGCUUAUUCUCAGUUCUUCCUGUUCCACUGCUCAUGGUUUUCACCAAUCGAUGAUGCAUGACCUGCUUUUCCACUUGAUUCAUCAAAAAAAAUUUCACCAAAGCUUGAUCUGAUAGGAUGACGAAGACUCGGUGGAAUUCGGGGAAUACUGUGGUUGUCUUUGUAUAUCAUAAAUGAUAUAAGCUAGUUUGCUUGUAUAUGGUAAUAUUUAUUAACACGUUGCGUUGCUUUUCGUUAAAAGUACAAAAGGAACAAAUUCUUAUUAUCCUGAAAGUAUCGUAUUAAGGAGAAAUAAUUGACCUUUUCUGAUGUAGGAAGAGAAUAAAUAAGGAAUGGACUACUUUGAAGGAGAACCGUUUGAUGGAAAGGUUGUCUGUAGGAACAGCUAAAUCAUCUAAUGGAUUAGUCUUGGAUACUUUAGGAAUGCAAGGAUGAUGGCUUUCUUUUUAUGCGUGCAUCCAAAGGAAUCCGGACAUGGUAGAAGAAGAAACCGUCUACAGGUGGAUCUAUAGAGCUUUACGCGCUUAAACCGACUCAUAGUGCUUUGGUGUAAUGUUUUGAUUCUGGAAUCAAAACAACUAUCUAUCCGUUACGUUCUAACCCCACUUAAAACUGAUCUGUACGUUUCUCUUUUCUGGCUUCUACCAACAACGAAAUAGGGACCAAAAAAUAAAGAUGGGCUUUAUUUCUUGUAAGAAUUGGCUAUUAUGGCUGAUUUCUGUCUACUGUAUCUUGCAAUUGAGUAGUGCUUACUUUCCUUAUUAUCCUGACUUUAGAGAGAAUCGGAUCAGAAUAAGUUGUGGAUAUGUUGAAGUCGAGUCAAACAACACUAAAGCUUAUUUUCACUAUAGUACACAUGGAGAUGACAAACCAGCGGCCUCGACAGUUUUUAAUGUGAAGGACGAGGAGUGUGCUUUGGGAUCCUUAGGAGGCAUGAAAUCUCUUUUUGCAUUUCCCUCAGAGCUUGCUCUGGGCCGACUUAGUGCUGUUUUUUAUAUUCCUCAGGAGAAGCGAGAUGAAUGGACCGGACCAUUCAACUGCAACAAAACUUCGGUAGCGAACAAUAUAAUACCGUUCAACGGAACUUACAAGGAGGACAACCUGAAGAUAAAUGAAUCUGGUACUUAUUGUUACGCUGUGAGACCUUUGACAAGCUUGGGUUCUGCUAUUGAUUCUUGGGUUUACUACUAUGAUUAUGAUUAUGAUUAUGUCGAUUUUCUUGCGAAUGAAUCGACUCUCAUGCUUAUUCUCCGGUCUGCUCCAUUAAUUUUUACAGGUCUCUUAUUUUUCGUAGCUUGUAUUUGGAUCUACUUACUCCUUUCCCAACCGGCGAAAAUAUUGCCUAUUCAGUAUGGGUUGUUAGUAUAUAUUAUCGCUAAAGCUAUUGGAAUCACUGUUGAAGAUCAUGAUGAGGAUCUCUACAGUGGAAUCAGUUACCCGAUUGAGCUUUCUAUUCAUUGUCUACUCCUUUUCCUUGGCUCUUUUGGUAUUGGGGUUUGGCGACCUGUGCAGUUUGUUCAAUACAAAUUUUUAUUCAUGGCUAUUGGUGGGUUUUCUAUUUUAGUGUUCUUGAACAUUCUCUCCUCACUGACCGACAUAUUCUCCAUCCAUAUCGAACAACUUAGUCUAUGGCUAAUUACCAGCGUUUCCAAUGCUUUUUGGUUGUCUUCGAUACUUGUGUUUUAUAAGGAAUGGAAACAAUUAAAUACCAAGUCUGAAUCCUCUGCAAAGGUUUGUAAACGUUCCCUUGUUUAUUGUAUUGCUGUUUUUGCUCUUCAACCCAGGAUAAUUUUGACACCCUUUUUAGGUGAAAGUUUAUCUGCGCGUAUCAUUGAGUUUUUGUUAAAGCUCCUUCUCUAUAUCAUUGAAAUCAUUAUUCCUUGUUGCAUUUGGUUUCCCUCCCAAAAUGAGAAACUUGCUUACACAUCAAGCUUAAAAAUUUAAGUCUUUCUUAGCUAUUAUCUAUUAGCUUACAAUUGUCCAAUUUUUUUCGUUAAUUUCAAGCAAACUAUAGUCAUAACUUUUUAUUCCGGUUCUUUUAUUCUAAAUAAUAUGAUAACAUGGUACCGUUCCAUGAUUUAACUAUAAUGAAAAAAAAAAAAA
Messenger RNA from Schizosaccharomyces octosporus yFS286, 5231 nucleotides. RefSeq lists its product as uncharacterized. Lineage: Eukaryota; Fungi; Ascomycota; Schizosaccharomycetes; Schizosaccharomycetales; Schizosaccharomycetaceae. Bases 3804 to 5072 code for a protein of 422 amino acids. The record is from RefSeq and is a predicted model, not a curated record. The transcript has a single exon.